Molecule: messenger RNA, 1147 nt
Organism: Botrytis cinerea B05.10
Lineage: Eukaryota; Fungi; Ascomycota; Leotiomycetes; Helotiales; Sclerotiniaceae
Gene: Bcbet5
Product: Bcbet5
Exons: 3
Coding region: 211-744 (177 amino acids)
Biological process (GO): endoplasmic reticulum to Golgi vesicle-mediated transport
Cellular component (GO): TRAPP complex
Source: RefSeq, a predicted model, not a curated record
GAGCCUGUACCAUCAUUUUAAUUUCGAACCUAUUACCAAAUGAAAGCCUGCUAUUCCAUGUUCAACCACCCUUACCGUACGUACAUAAUACAUAAUACAUACAGAGUACAUGUCGACGGAGCCUUGUCAGUAAUAAUAAGUUACGAGGCCGAAAGUGUCCCAAGAGAACAUCGACAUUCGAAAUCCUCCAGACCGCACCAUAUUCUCACCAUGGUUGUUUAUUCCUUUUACAUAUUCGAUAGGCAUACCGAAUGCAUCUAUUCCAAACUCUGGCACCGCAAUAAUGACCGACCCCUCUCCACCACCGGCGCAACUGCGCGACCCAUUUCCGGCUCCAGCAACUCCAGCGCCGUGCCUCCUCUCAAUGUUCCAGAACUUGCCGUGCCGAAGAGUCGCCCCGGGAAGUUGAGCGCGCAAGACGAUGCGAAAUUGAUAUUUGGAACCAUAUUCUCGCUGCGGAAUAUGGUGCGGAAGUUAGGAGGACCGGACGAUAGCUUCAUAUCAUUUCGAACGGCACAGUAUAAGUUACAUUACUAUGAGACGCCAACAAAUAUCAAGUUCGUGAUGCUUACCGACACACAAACUCCAACUAUGAGGCAGGUGCUACAUCAGAUAUAUGUCAAUCUUUAUGUGGAAUUUGUUGUCAAGAACCCGCUGUCCCCCGUCGAGCACCCUGGAGGCGAAGGGGUUGCAAACGAGCUCUUCGAGCUGGCCCUCGACCAAUUCGUUAAAGGCGUUCUCUAAUGUCUAAUGCGCGUUACGAACUUGAUGAUUUACACGCAGUGGAUAUUCAAUGUCGCACAGCAUUUAAUUUGAACUGUAAUUCAAUAAAACACAGUUGCAGGUCGAGGCGUUUGGGGGUUCUUGGAGUCGAGGUUAAAGGGGGCACAUCAGUAGAAUGGGCAGUUGAUAUAGAAGCUGGCCUGAGAAAUUGUGGAAGUCGAAAUCCCGAAUACGCCCAGUCUUGGGUUGGCCAGAUAUCAUCGUCAAAGCCGACUGGGAUUAGAUUUGAUAAUCAAAAGGUUUCCACGAUGAUGUCUCACUUCAUUCUUUAUUGUCCAGGAUGGAUUCGAGAAAUCAAAUGAUCUCCUAUUUUUAGGUACUUCGUAUCCUGGACAUUGAAAAUCAAAUCAUAGCAUGUACAUCA